AUGGACCGAGCACUUCCGAGACGUCCGCAAUCGUCCAUCCACCAUCUCCGACGCCGCCAUCGCCCGCUGCUGCAAGUGGAGACCAACGCCGAGCUCGACAUCCCCCCCUAUCUACACGAGACCAUCAGGGCUGUGCAGCAACUCUCCAGCGGGGAGGCGCCCGGAUUGGACGCGAUCCCUGCUGAGAUCUACAAGCACAGUGGCCCCCAACUCAUGGCUCAUCUGACAGCGCUCUUCCAGGAGAUGUGGCGUCAAGAUAAAUACCGCAGGAUUCCAAGGACGCCACAAUCAUGCAUCAAUAGAAGCGGAAAGAAAACCGCCAAAUCUGCGACAGCCGCCGAGGUAUUUCCCUGCUAAACAUCGCCAGAAAGAUCUUCGCUCGCGUCAUUCUCAUCCGCAUGAACAACCACCUAGAACAAGAUCUGCCGCCGAAAAGCCAGUGCGGCUUCCUUCGUCAUCGUGGAACCGCAGAUAUAAGCUUCGCGGCAUACCAACUUCAGGUGAAGUGUCAGGAGAUGCGGAACCAUCUGUACUCUGCCUUCGUGGAUCUGACAAAUGGCUUCGACACGGUGAAUCGCGAAGAACUGUGGAAAAUCAUGCAGAAAAUCGGCUGUACCUAACUAUUCAGUCAGAUGGUGCGUCAGCUCCACGACGGCAUGAUGGCGCGCGUCACGGACAAUGGAGCUGUCUCAGAGGCGUUCGCGGUGACCAACGGAGUGAAGCAGGACUGUGUCCUCGAGCCUACCCUUUUCAGCCUAAUGUUCACUGCCAUGCGGAUGGACGCCUACCGUGGCAAACGUCCUGGGAUCCGCGUCGUCUACAGAACGGACUGCUCAACCACCAGAGGAUGA
This is a messenger RNA of Spirometra erinaceieuropaei, 851 nucleotides long. The record is from the annotation of a GenBank genome assembly. Lineage: Eukaryota; Metazoa; Platyhelminthes; Cestoda; Diphyllobothriidea; Diphyllobothriidae.